GUAAAUACAGAACAUAAAUUUUAAUAAAAACUAAGUAUACUGGCAUCUGUAGCUGCCAGUAUUUAACUGUUAAUUUACAUUUUGGACACUGUAAUUGUAUUUUAAUGUAGUUUACCAUUAAAGUAAAUACAGUCGGAAACUUAAUUGACAGUAUAGCCGCCACAAUGUGUAUUAUAUUGACAUUAUAUUAAGUAAUUUUCCAUCCAUCCAUUUUCAUUCGCUUAUCCUGAGUCGGGUCGCGGGGCCAGUAGCCUAUGGCGAGGGGCCCAGACCUUCCUCUCCCCAGCCACUUGGGCCAGCUCCUCCGGGGGAAUCCCAAGGCAUUCCCUGGCCAGGUGAGAGACAUAAUCCCUCCACCGUGUCCUGGGUCUAUCUUUAGGUCUCCUCCCGAUUGGAUGUGCCCGGAAAACCUCACCAGGGAGGCAUCCUGACCAGAUGCCCGAGCCACCUCAACUGGCUCCUCUCGAUGUGGAGGAGCAGCGGGUCUACUCCGAGCCCCUCCCGAAUUACGGAGCUUCUCACCCUAUCUCUAAGGGAGAGCCCAGCCACUCUUCGGAGAAAACUCAUUUCGGCCGCUUGUAUCCGCAACCUCGUUCUUUCGGUCACUACCCAAAGCUCAUGACCAUAGGUGAGGGUAGGAACGUAGAUCGAUGGGUGAAUCGAGAGCUUUGCCUUCUGACUCAGCUCUCUCUUCACCACGACAGACCGGUACAACGCCCGCAUCACUGCAGAUGAGCACCAAUCCGCCUGUCGAUCUCACGCUCCAGUUUUCCCUCACUCAUGAACAAGACCCCGAGAUACUUAAACUCCUCCACUUGGGGCAGGACCUCAUCCCUGACCCGGAGAAGGCAUUCUACCCUUUUCCGAAUCAAGACCAUGGUCUCAGAUUUAGAGGAGCUGAUUCUCAUCCCAGCUGCUUCACACUCGGCUGCGAACCGCUCCAACGAAAGCUGAAGAUCACGUUCUGAUGAAGCCAACAGGACCACAUCAUCUGCAAAAAGCAGAGACCUGAUCCUCAAGCCACCAACACGGAUGCCCUCCACACCUUGGCUGUGCCUAGAAAUUCUGUCCAUAAAGUUUAUGAACAGAAUCGGUGACAAAGGGCAGCUGCAACAGCCGGCUUUUGUAUAUGCAUGAGAUCCACAAGGCACUUUGCAUGGACUAUUUAUGGCAGUAAGUGGGCGUGGUGAGGGCGGGAUGUGACUAAAAAGCAGCUGAGAAUCUUUCUAGAUAGUUUCUGAUUUAUGCUCCAUGUUUGAUAGAUCACAAACCUACUUGGCGUAAGUACAUUUUUUUUUUUUUGCUGAGCUUAAGUACGGUUUUAGUAAGGAUUCUAUGCAAUGCUUGAUAAAUGAGACCCAUGGACAGUUCUCACUGUACUGGACUGCAUGAACGACACCGCUAUGCUUCUGUUGGCCAGUAUGCAGUCCAUUGCAGUGAGGACUGUACUGAAGUAAUAUGAAACCGGCAUGUCAGUGACUGUUACAAAAGCUUAUAAGCUUAACUCGUUCACUGCCAAUUAGUCGUCCAUUAUGUUAUUAACGGGAGGUGGUAGGGAACAAGCUCACGCACCCUGACAGUAAACACCAAUCAUCUAAAAAUGAUCUUCACCUGUGUGCGCGUCCGUGACACGUCACGUGAUCGGGAAGAAGCCGAUCCAUGAAAUAGGAGCUGGUUUUGGGAAGCCACUAUGCCUAUGGCGAGACGCAAAGCGGAUAACCUUUUGAGCUCACACUUCAACAAAGUCUGUUUAGCGGUAGCUAAACUUUGCAUCGUGUUCCUAUUGAAAGAAAAGACGACAACCAACCCGGGUCAAGGGGAGGCGAAAGGCGUAGGUCGCAACAUGUUUAAUCUGAGCCAGAGACAUUGAUUUCAGCAGACAGUCCUGACUCAGAUCAUUUUAGCGAACCUGAUCCAGAUUCGUCAGAGGAAUGGUUGCCGUCUGGACCAACUGGGAGCAGCAGAGAUUCUUCACCAGACGAUAAAAGAAAAAAUGAAUAAGAUCGUGCACCCAGAAAAGCUCCCCCCACCACAGCUCUGGGUACUGCAAAGAAAAGAGGUCGUGCAUCAAGCAGGACUCCAGGGCAGGAUUUGGACUGGGAUAAGGCCGGCUGGCAACCCAACAAGAUCCCCUUUACUGCAUCCUCUGGACCCAAAGAUGCUGCUGCAGACUUAGACUGUGAUUUAUUUGAUUACAUUGUGGAAAAAUUCAAGCAGAUGUAUCAGCCAGACAAAAACAUUUGCAUUGAUGAGGGUAUGAAGCUGUGGCGAGGGCGCUUAUCUUUCAGGGUGUACAACCCACAAAAUCCUGUGAAAUAUGGAAUCAAGUUCCACAUAUUGUGUGACUCUGCCACGGGUUGUUGUUUCAAUAAGAGGCCUUAUUUUGGGGAAGGUAGUAGUUUGCCAGACACCGUGUUUUCUCUUCUUGAUCGCCUUUUAGGUCAUGGCUAUACACUGUAUAUGGAUAACUUCUACAAUUCUGUAGCACUGUGUGAGUGCUUACUGGAAGCACAGACCAAUGUCUGUGGAACACUGAGGAAGAAUAGGAGGGAGCCUCAGGUCAUCAGGGAUUUGGUAAAAACCGAUCUAGGGACUGGGGACAAAGUUGUGCGGCACAAUGAAAAAGUCAUGGUAGUAGCACGGCAGGACAAACGAUUAGCGCAGAUGGUGAAAACCUGCCACCAAGAUGGGAUGCAGAAAGUUCAUGUGUGGCAGAAGGGGCACAAAGACAAGGUUGUUCAGUUCAAGCCAGAGUGUAUUGUUGCAUACAACUCUCACAUGAAUGGAGUGGAUAAGUUGGACCAAAACAUUUCCUACUACCCCUUCAUCUGCAGGUCGCUGAACUGGUCCAAGAAGUUUUUAGCCUAUCUGUUCCAAAUGUGCAUGUUUAACGCCUAUAUCCUGUACCAAGCCAGAAACACAGGGGCAUGUAAUACUCUUUUGAAGUUCAUUCGUAGUGUAGUGAAGUCCUGGACCUUGAAGGUACACGAGCGGAAAGGGAGUGAGGUGGGGGAACAGGUAGAGAAAGAGGAAGGAGCAGGUGUUGAGGAUGGGGACUUGGAGGAUGUCAAACAUACUCUGAGGGCACCCUAUAACACUGACCCAGAGAGCAGGCUAGAUGGAGACCUUGGCAGACACAAACUCUGUUACCUGAAACCCACCAGUAAGAAGUUGAGACCAACAAAAAGAUGUAGGGUCUGCAUACGCAGAGGAACUCGCAGAGAGACGAAAAUGAUGUGCAAAGUCUGUUGUGUCCCCUUGCACGCAGGACAGUGUUAUAUAGAUUACCACACCACAGUGAGAUACUCUGUCUCUGUGCAGGGGUAGAAGCGCGCGCGCGCGCACACACACACACACACACACACACACACACACACACAUGGGUAUAACUACAACAGCACUUUCUGUAAGAUUGCAUGCCUGCAAAUGAAAUUGUUACCUUUGACAAAAAUGAUUAUUUAUUGUUAUACAUUUGUGAAUAAACAUCUAAUUUCUUGUCAAAAACCAUUUUAUAGUUUGGUUUUACUAUUUUUACACAAGGUAACUGCUUUUGGGGUGUCUGAGGUGUAAAAAAAGCAAAGUAUAUUAGUGCCAAAGACAGUUUACUGCGUUACAUCUCUCUUGACACAAAAAGCCUGUUUUCUCCGUUUUUGGUUCAGAAACAGGCAUUUCUGGUGAAACCCACCUGUGUUCUACAGCAAAUUGUGAAAGAAUGGAAAAGGUUAAAAACGAGCCGUUUUCUCUUGAUGAAAGAGAGUUAACUCUUUCAUUUGGUAGUUUUGGUGUUUGCAUAGUCAUAGAGCACAAUAUUCUGUGACUCUUCAAAAAACAGUAAAAAUACUCAAAAUCGCUGGCAGUGAGGGGCUUUAGUGAUCAGAAAACAGCUGGCAGUGAAUGAGUUAAAGAUUUUCAUCCAUUUACCCAUGAAAAAUAUAUAUUCUGUCCAAAAAAUUACAGAUCAUGUACAUGUUUCCUGUAGACUGAGAAAAACUUUGAACUGCAUCCAUUAGGUGGCGCUGAUAUACCCAAAAAUUACUUUUGGCAAUUUUCUUCCAAAGUCUUCAGUAAAGAAACACUUGUUAUCCUCCAUGUUUGUUGUGUCCUUCAAAAUGAGAUGAGUAUUUUACCAAAAUAUUUUGAGUGAUGCAAAUGUUACACCCUUGUAAAGGAGGGAUAGUGAAGAAACAGCAGGGACACGAUGUUACUUCUGUCACUUCCGCUGCAAUAAUGGACUUCCAACAAAAUACAACAAACAUCUGCAUUGCAUGUACACAAUAGGAAAAUAACUUGUUUACAUGAAAUAAAAUGUAAAUCACAUAGGAUUUGGCUACUAGACUUCUGUAUCAUAUGUAUGCAUCAUGUAUGUAUCAUAUCAAAACUUAGGCCUUCCUAAACUCUCAGAACUACUUAAAUACGAGCCUUCGUGGCCCCUGCACUCCUCGAGCAGUCGUCUCCUCGUUAUACCAAAAGUCAGGAUGCACUCCGAAGGCGAGGCAUCCUUCCAGUCUUAUGGCCCUCACCUCUGAAGCAGUCUGCCAGAAGAUUUAAGUGCCGUAGAGAGCGUUCAUGUUUUUAAGGCCAGGCUCAAGACUCACCUUUUAAGUAUAGCUUUUAGCUGAUUUUGAUCUAUUUUAGCCUGUUUUACCAUCUUUUAUAUGUUUUAUCAGUGUUUUAUUACUUACUCUUUUAAUUAAAUGACACACAUUUUCUUAUAUAUUAACUUUGACU
Molecule: messenger RNA, 4728 nt
Organism: Nothobranchius furzeri (turquoise killifish)
Lineage: Eukaryota; Metazoa; Chordata; Actinopteri; Cyprinodontiformes; Nothobranchiidae
Source: RefSeq, a predicted model, not a curated record